Messenger RNA from Mizuhopecten yessoensis (Yesso scallop), 2910 nucleotides. RefSeq names its product PRELI domain containing protein 3A-like. Gene Ontology annotation, biological process: phospholipid transport. The transcript has 6 exons. The record is from RefSeq and is a predicted model, not a curated record. Lineage: Eukaryota; Metazoa; Mollusca; Bivalvia; Pectinida; Pectinidae. Gene Ontology annotation, molecular function: phosphatidic acid transfer activity. Bases 116 to 688 code for a protein of 190 amino acids. Gene Ontology annotation, cellular component: mitochondrial intermembrane space.
AUCACCGCAUUCGGUACGUAAUUUGGCAUCCGAUAUCCGAACACGUGAAUAUUCCCUGUAAAACGACCCGUUUCGUUGCGUAAGCUUUUCUUACACUGAUAUUUUUAUCGCCAGGAUGAAAGAGACAACAGCGUGCCACAUAUUUCAACAUCCCUGGGAUACGGUAGUACAAGCUGUAUGGAGGAAAUAUCCUAAUCCAGUGAGUGAAUCUGUCAUUGGGACCGACAUAGUUGACCGAGAAAUCAACAAACAAGGAAUCCUCCAAACACACAGAUUGAUGAAGACCCAGUGGUUUGUUCCAGUUGUAGGACGAGCUUUAAUAGGGGACCAGAAAGUCGCAUAUGGGAGUGAGCAUUCAGAAUGUGACCCAAAGAACAAAACGCUUACGGUCAUCUCAAAAAAUAUCACAUACAGUUCUUUAGUUACAAUUGCUGAAACCUUGACAUAUUCUCCUGGCCCUGAAGGUCAAAACCAGACACAUUUGAACCAUUGCACAAAAGUGACAGUAAACAAUAGGAUGCCACUAGCAAGUUACUGGGAGAAACUGGUGACUAAUAUCGUCGAGAGCAACACUAGCAAGGGACGUGAAGCCAUUGAAUGGGUUAUAGACAAUAUCAAAAAGGAGGCUGAAGAGGCGUUAAGUUGUGUGGACGAAGUGUUAACUAACAUUCACCCCAAGACUUUAUGAUACAGAUAGUGCUAUUAUAACUGUGGCCUGAUGACCACACCAUUUAUUGUAUGAGUGAAGGACUAAUGCUAAUCUGUGAUAGGUUUUUAGAGACAAAUAAGUCUCAUUUAGGGAAAUGAUCUUGUUAAGGAUAUCUGUCAUAUUUAUGUUGAUGAGACAUUUUACAUGCAGUCUGUUAUACUUCAGAUGCCUGUACAUGACAUGGGAAAGAAACCUGGUUUAUUAAGCUAAACUGGCUGGAAAGACUGGAGGAACUUUGACUGAAUUUGGUCUGGCACAUUGUUGGCCCAAGGGGACUCAAUGUGGUAUAAACAGAGGGUGUGCCUGCAGCCCUCUGUUAUUUCUAGUACAGUUGAACCUCAUAUCGAAGCCAGCAGGAUCAUGGAAAUACUUUGAGUUAUCAAAGUAUUUAUGGGUUAAGUGACUUCCAAUGUCUGGUAUAAAGUGUGUUUUAAUGUUUGGUCAAAUAUGAGUUGUUGAUUUUUUUCAGACACAGUCAACAUCUAUAAACAAUCAAUUAAAAACAAAAAUGAUAGUUAUAUAAAAUAAGAACAAUUUAUUCAUUAUGUUAUAUCCAAACGGAAGUUAAGCGGAGGUUUCUACAUAUUGGAGUGGGACAGGGACCUGUAAAGAGACAUGCAAACAAAAAGUACAUUACCAGUUUAAAACUUACAUGCUGUCUCCGAUUGUGCUUCUGAUGCGGAAAUGAAAGUGUGCCAGUUUUUACACUGUUAGAGCAAACACAUAGUUAGCCUGCACUAUUACAUAAAUACCAAUAUGACACUUGACACCUCCUCAAUAUGACGUACUCAACAGUAACUAUUGUUGUGUUCCUAUAAUCUAUCAAUUGAUUAUCAAAGCCACACAAACUCCUGUAAAAACAUGAACCGGCGAACCAGGCCUAGGUUGUGAUUUUAUUUGUGGGGCUCAUUUAUGUAUGUCUGCACUGUGACCAAUUUUCUGGUUAUGCAGUGUUAGGUGUAAAUAAUGUACCAUUCAAAUCGUUUAACAGGCUUGAUGUGAGCACUGAUUACUAGUAAUCAACAUUAAUGAAGUUUGAAUCUUAACAUGAACAGUCAAAUAUAUUUUACUGGAAAACUUUCAUAGAAAAUACUUAUGACUGAAAGAAAAAUGUUCAAUAAGACCGAUAUUAAGAAACGUUGAAUGGCACAUUACCAUAGCAAUACGUCUUAUAUGUACUAAUGAUAAUAAAACUGACAAUGAAAAUAAUAAAAGCUUCAAGAUAAGUGAUACUUUGAUGAAGGAUUUAUUUUAAGUUUUCAGAGUUAAGAGUUAUCAAUAGUUUUAAUUACUAAGAUAAAAAAAAGUUUUCGGCCAGGACUGAAGAAAUACAUUCAAGUAAAAUAGGGUCUUCGAGUUAAAAAGUAUUCUCAGUUCAUUUGAAACACAUUGGUGGUGCAAUGGAUGGUGUGAAUCUAUGUACCAGCAAUUUAAUGGAACUGUCUUCCCAUCGUAGGAUAAGGCCAUCCAAGAAAAGAAUAUCACUGUCUGUCCCACUUAAAGCUUCUGAUGCAAAGUUUAUGUGACCUGACUGUCAUCAGCCUGGUCUGAAUUUAUAGGUUGUUGACCUAACUUUUCUGACUGCUUAUUAGAUAUUAUCACCGUAUCUUUUCCGUAGUCUAGGAUGACACCGAUCGGAGCAGUUGUGAUGACUUUCUGCUCCGGAAACUCCAUAAAAGGUGAUGCCAGGCUCCACAUAACUGCUCAAAACUCAAAAAAGAGAAAAUUUAAGGGGGCACAUUUAGUGCCCCCUUAAAUUUUCUCUUUGCUUGACAAAUGCAACAGAUGUUUUCAAAAGCUUACAAAAUUAGCUUUCAAUUGCUGUUUGUUUACAAACUUACUGUAAAACCGAAUGCAAACCUAAAUUCCUCCCCAGGAACGAUAUGGGACUAAUAACUACAUGUAGAUUCCUGGUUAUUAGGUAUCGGCCAGCUGGUGAAAACUUACGUGCCAUUGUUCUGACAGCUACUCAUAUUUUGCAUUUGUAUAAAUUAAAAAGCUUUGAGAACAUGGUAAUAUUCUGAAUGAUGAGAAAUGAUUUAAUGCCUGUCUUAUUAGACAGACUUUUUAUGAAUUUGAUGAAUGUAACCUUGACACCAUAUGUUUCAUUAUCGUUUUAUCCAUUAGAAAUUAAUGGAAAUAUUUUAUUUGCAAAUACCAUUAAUUAAGUUACCUAAUGUCUUGAAUAAAACUUGUAUUAA